Messenger RNA from Saimiri boliviensis boliviensis (Bolivian squirrel monkey), 2152 nucleotides. The record is from RefSeq and is a predicted model, not a curated record. Lineage: Eukaryota; Metazoa; Chordata; Mammalia; Primates; Cebidae.
CUGCGUGGAGGCCGUAGGUGGCGGAAGGAGAGAGGCAGCCCACCUGUCAACUGGCCUGGGGAAGCCGUGCUUUCGCGGCCACCCGGCGCCACACUUUCUCCGAACCCAGCAUGUAGGUGCCGGGCGGCUGCCAUGAACUCCGGAGCCAUGAGGAUCCACAGUAAAGGACAUUUCCAGGCAGGUGGAAUCCAAAUCAAAAAUGAAAAAAACAGACCAUCUUUGAAAUAUCUGAAAACUGAUAACAGACCAGAAAAAUCCAAAUAUAAACCACUUUGGGGAAAAGUAUUUUACCUUGAUUUACCUUCUGUCACCAUAUCUGAAAAACUACAAAAGGACAUUAAGGAUCUGGGAGGGCGAGUUGAAGAAUUUCUCAGCAAAGAUAUCAGUUAUCUUAUUUCAAAUAAGAAGGAAGCUAAAUUUGCACAAACCUUGGGUCAAAUAUCUCCUGUACCAAGUCCAGAAUCUGCAUAUACUGCAGAAACCACUUCACCUCAUCCCAGCCAUGAUGGAAGUUCAUUUAAGUCACCAGACACAGUGUGUUUAAGUAGAGGAAAAUUGUUAGUUGAAAAAGCUAUCAAGGACCAUGAUUUUAUUCCUUCAAAUAGUAUAUUAUCAAAUGCCUUAUCAUGGGGAGUAAAAAUUCUUCAUAUUGAUGACAUAAGAUACUACAUUGAACAAAAGAAAAAAGAGUUGUAUUUACUCAAGAAAUCAAGUACUUCAGUAAGAGAUGGGGGGAAAAGAAUUGGUACUGGUGCACAAAAAGCAAGAACAGAGACUCAAAAAGCCGUUCGUAAAAGUAGAAGAUAUCAGCCAAUGUUAUAGGCCAUUUUAUCUUCAGCUGACCAAUAUGCCUUUUAUAAAUUAUUCUAUUCAGAAGCCCUGCAGUCCAUUUGAUGUAGAAAAGCCAUCUAGUAUGCAAAAGCAAACUCAGGUGAAACUAAGAAUCCAAAUGGAUGGUGAUAAAUAUGGUGGAACCUCAGUUCAACUCCAGUUGAAAGAGAAGAAGAAAAAAGGAUAUUGUGAAUGUUGCUUGCAGAAAUACGAGGAUCUAGAAACUCACCUUCUAAGUGAGCAACACAGAAACUUUGCACAGAGUAACCGCUAUCAAGUUGUUGAUGAUAUUGUAUCUAAGUUAGUUUUUGACUUUGUGGAAUGUGAAAAGGACACACCUAAAAAGAAAAGAAUAAAAUACAAUGUUGGAUCCCUUUCACCUGUUUCUGCAAAUGCCCUGAAAAAGACUGAAGAAAAAGAAAAAGUGGAAUUGCAACAUACUCAGAAAGAUUGCUGGAAAGAUGAUAUACAGGCAGUGGAGCAGAAUUUCCUGUAUAGAGAGACCCAGGAAACAGAAAAAAAGCCUGUGUUUAUUUCAGAGCCUAACCCCCACCCUUCAAAUGAAUUGAGAGGGCUUAAUGAGAAAACGACCAAUAAAUGUUCUAUGUUAAAUACAGCUGGAAAUGACAUAAGACAGAAUUUUACACAGCUACCUCUACAUAAAAACAAACAGGAAUGCGUUCUUGACAUUUCUGAACACACAUUAAGUGAAAAUGACUUGGAAGUACUAAGGGUAGAUCACAAUCAGUGUAAUGUACAGACAUCUGCACAUGUUUCUGACUUCAAUACAGAUAGUGCAUCUCAACCAAAACAAAACUCAGAUACUUUGCUUUUUCCAGCAAAGGAUCUCAAGGAAAAGGACCUUCAUUCAGUAUUUGCUCAUGAUUCUUGCCUGAUAACCAUAAACAGUUCACAAGAGCACCUAACUGUUCAGGCAAAGGCUCCAUCCCAUACUUCUCCUGAGGAACCCAAUAAAUGUGACAUCAAGAAUAUGGAUAGUUUACCUUGUGGUAAAAUACAUCGAAAAGUGAAAAUAUUGUUAGGACGAAAUAGAAAAGAAAAUCUGGAACCAAAUGCUGAAUUUGAUAAAAGAACUGAAUUUAUUACCCAAGAAGAAAACAAAAUUUGUAGUUCACCGGUGCAGUCUUUACUAGACUUGUUUCAGACUAGUGAAGAGAAAUCAGAAUUUUUGGGUUUCACAAGCUACUCUGAAAACAGUAGUAUAUGCAAUGUUUUAGAUAUUUGGGAAGAGGAAAAUUCAAACAAUCUGUUGACAAUGUUCUUCUCUUCACCUUCAACUUCUACAUUUACUGGCUUUUAG